Calypte anna (Anna's hummingbird) is the source of this 1328-nucleotide messenger RNA. RefSeq names its product rho GTPase-activating protein 24-like. The coding region runs from base 487 to 948 and encodes 153 amino acids. The record is from RefSeq and is a predicted model, not a curated record. The transcript has 2 exons. NCBI's taxonomy places the organism in Eukaryota, Metazoa, Chordata, Aves, Apodiformes, Trochilidae.
CACUCACAGCCCCAGGGCUGGGCUGGUGCUGCAGAAUUCACCUCUCCAGCCCGGGGUGAAACUAGUCAAGGGUGAAGAGCUGUAAAAUGGGCUUCCCACAGAUGUCAGUCAAACUACCCCAAGCAGAUUGAAGGCAGUCAAACAGUAGUAGUUCCUGGAGAUGAGCAGAAACCAGCCAUGACAGCAAAGGAAAGCAGGCAGCAGGCGGGUGCAGCAGCUCAAGACCUCAACCCACUGCAUACAAAAAGCAAAGCUGAAACAAGAUCCAGGCUCCAGCAAAAUGGAUCGUUUCCAAGUAUUUGAAAAAGCUUCAAGCAGCUGUGGGGAGGAAGAAAACUCUCACAGCCCCUGACAAGGCAAAGCAAGACAGACCCAAAAACAAGGUCUCCUCUGAAACAGAGAAGGCUUUGAGUCUCUGACGCUGGCCGGAGGGCACGGCUGGUGCUGGCUGGGCACACUCAGCAGGCAGGCGCCUGCUGCUUAACCAUGUUUGAGGAAAAUCCUCCUUCAAGAUAUUUGACAAGACUUGUCCACCCAGGAGACCCACAAGAAACCAACACAGCUGUAAGUCGUAUUUCGGGGGACCAGAAAAAGACAGGACAUAUCCCAGGGGACAACAGCAACACCUCCGCUCCCUCCGGUGACUCGGCAGCAAACCCAACCUCCCUGCAGCAUCACCUGGCACACCUGAGGAGGCUGAUGUCCAGGCAGAAGGCUGAGUAUGAAUCUGAAAUUGCAAGCCUGGAGCAGCGGAACAGAGAGUUGCAGCUGGAGAUUAAGGACAUGCAUUCAAAACUGGGACAGCAGCGUGAGUGGUCCAGUCUUGCAGAGAUGAAAAUACAGAACGCAGAGAGAGCAAAGGAAGAUGCAGAGAGAAGAAAUGAAAUGCUUCAAAAAGAGAUGGAAGAGUUUUUUGAAACCUUUGGAGAAAUUAACAGGUGGAAAUAAAUAGAACUGUGUUUGGUUUGAAAUAGAGCUUAAACAUAAACUGAAAUUGAGCUAAACCUAGAAGUAGGGCCACACCCUGACUGCAGCAUAUCCUAUUCCAGAGGUGAAAUAAGAAUCCCAACAGUACAAACUGGGCUGGCUAUUAUAAAAGUGAGCAGUUGAUACAAACUCCUUGGAAUUCAUGAACCCUGGGAGCUCUGCACCACCCUGCUAAUGCCAGGGAUGCUUUCUCUCACCGCUGACAAGAUCUUUCCAGAGCUUUGCACCACCGCCAAUGCAGCGUGCUGGGAAAGCAUUCCAGUGUUUUUUGGCCAGCCUUGAGUCUUCUGCUGGUGCAAUAAAUGCCUAAGUGGCUGAGUGGCUUUAAUUAUGGGCUGUCA